AUGAUGAUGGACGCCGUCGCGGCCGGCACGAGCAACGGCGGAUCCGGGGCCGAUGGGGACGCCGCCAGGCGGAACAACACCAGGAUGCCCAAGUAUUCCAAGUUCACGCAGCAAGAGCUGCCGGCCUGCAAGCCGAUCCUUACUCCAAAAUGGGUUGUCUCGGUGUUUUUCCUUGUCGGCGUCGUCUUUGUCCCAGUUGGUGUCGUUUCGCUACUAGCCGCACAAGAUGUUGUUGAGAUCAUUGAUCGGUAUGAUCAUGCAUGUGUCCCACCUAACAUGACUGAUAACAAGCUUGCGUACAUCCAGAAUGAGACUAUACCCAAAGACUGCACAAGGACUCUCACGGUUACAAAGGAGAUGAAACAGCCAAUUUAUGUGUACUACCAGCUUGAUAACUUCUAUCAGAAUCAUAGGAGGUAUGUGAAGAGCCGAAAUGAUGCACAGCUAAGAGAUUACAAGAAGUCAAAUACGACAACCUCAUGUGACCCUGAGAGGUUCACGGCUGAUGGAAAACCAAUUGUUCCUUGUGGUCUGAUUGCUUGGAGUUUGUUUAAUGACACAUAUAGCUUCACUCGUGGUAAAGACAACUUGACAGUAGACAAGAAGGACAUCUCCUGGAAAAGUGAUAGGGAGCACAAAUUUGCCAACAAUGUCUACCCAAGCAACUUCCAGAAUGGUGCGCUCAUAGGUGGAAAGAAGCUUAACUCAAGUAUCCCGCUGAGCGAACAGGAGGAUCUUAUUGUUUGGAUGCGGACUGCAGCGCUUCCUACAUUCAGAAAGUUAUAUGGGAGGAUAUACGUUGAUCUCAAGGCGAAUGAUACCAUAAUAGUGAGGCUGAGUAACAACUACAAUACAUAUAGCUUCGGUGGCAAGAAGAAGUUGGUCCUUUCCACUGCAACCUGGCUGGGAGGAAAGAAUGAUUUUCUUGGAUUUGCGUACCUUAUAGUUGGUGGACUCUGUAUUUUCUUGGCAUUUGCAUUCACCUUGCUAUACUUGAUAAAGCCAAGGAAACUGGGAGAUCACAACUACCUGUCCUGGAACAGGCACCCCGCAGGUCGCUAA
Messenger RNA from Triticum turgidum subsp. durum (durum wheat), 1062 nucleotides. The record is from the annotation of a GenBank genome assembly. NCBI's taxonomy places the organism in Eukaryota, Viridiplantae, Streptophyta, Magnoliopsida, Poales, Poaceae.